Emiliania huxleyi CCMP1516 is the source of this 1682-nucleotide messenger RNA. RefSeq lists its product as hypothetical. The coding region runs from base 39 to 1682 and encodes 547 amino acids. The record is from RefSeq and is a predicted model, not a curated record. Lineage: Eukaryota; Haptophyta; Isochrysidales; Noelaerhabdaceae. The transcript is spliced from 7 exons.
CCGACGAGGCGGGCGGCACUACGGGGCGGCACCACGGCAUGCCUCCCAGAUCCCGCAGGCGUGUGGCCUGGCUCGUGGUCGCGGCAUCCUCCGUUGGCGCCAGUGACGAUGGCGCAAAGGGCCGCGCGCUCAACCUGCUCGCGGGCGACAAGACGCCCGCCGCCAGCGAGGAGCCGCAGCAGCUGCUGCUAACCCGCCGCGUGCGCGAGCGGAUGCUGAGGCGAGCCGAGAAGUCACUGCGGGGCGAGGUGUCGACGGCGGCCGCCGGAUGGCACUCGCUCGAGGCGGAGCGGCUCCUCGAGAAGCUGCUGCACUAUGCAAGCUCCGUGAUCGCAAAAGAGCAAAAGACGCGCGGCAGCCGAGUCGCCUCGGAAGCGUCGUGGGGCGAGGCGGAGACCGAGGCGCUGUGGCUGCUGUGCCGGACGCAGCUCGGUGGCAUCGAGGCCUCGCUGCACGCGCUGGACGCCGCCGCGAAGCGCGUCAGCGCCAUCAGCACUCGCUGGCACACGUCCGCCAUCUCUCUCUGGAUGCCACCCUUCCUCGGGCGCGGCUCCUACUCGUCGGUGAGCGCCGCGCCGCUGCUCGGCUCGGCGCGCUCGCGCUUCGGCGUCGGCGCGCGCCACCGCGCGCUCCUUCGCUCCGAGCGGCUGCUGAUGGUGCAGGCGGGCAUGCUGCACGACCUCCGCGUCGCCAUCACACGCGCCGGAGGGGAGUGGCUCGAGUACGGCUCGUGGCUCGGAGGGCCGCCCGUGCGCGGCAUGGAGUGGGACGUCCAGAUCUCGGCCGAGCGGCGCCGCGAGCUGCUCUCGCUCUGCGCCUCCGCCAACGAGGCCCUCUCGUCUGCCGCGCACCGCCUCACGACCUACGGCCCGUACGCGCUCUACCGGUCGCAGCCGUGGGCGGCGGCCGGCGGGUACGCCGCCGGAGUCCUCACCUCGAACGAGCGGACACGCGCCGCGCUCGACCUGCUCACCAAGCUCGGGGCCGACACGCAGCCCCCGCUCUCGACCUUGGUGAGAGACAUCCUCGCCGAGCUGUACGGCGCGCCGCGGCCGAGCAUCGACACGGCGACGGCCGCGGCGUCGCGCAAGUCGCUGCACCGCGCGCUGGAGGAGUUUGUGCGCGAGGUCUUCUCGGGGAGCGAGGACGAGACGGAGGCGGCGGCGGUGCAGGCGGCGGCGGGCUCGAUGGAGGUCCUGCUCGAGGAGCAGGUCGAGUACGCGGACCAGAUGCUCAAGCGAAACGACUUUUCGCUCCAGCUGAUGGCGGUGGUGCCCGCCCUCCUUCUCGGCUCCGGCCUCCUCUACUUGCUGCGCGCCGCCUACCAGCGCCUUCGCACCUCCUCGCCGCGCGGGCCGAUCGAGGACAUCCGGCGAGAGCUGGUCACCAUCCAGCGCAUGCUCAACCGGGCCGCAGGCACGCCGUCGGCGGGCGCCGCCGCGCUCACCAAGCACGAGGCUUCCCCGAUGGACGUCGCCACCGCCGGGGAGCUCGUCUUUCGCGUGCAGCGGCUGCGCGUCGCCGGGGCGCGCUGGCUGCGCGGCUGGCUCAAGACGGACAUCCUCACCGACGCGAACGAGCUGCUCGACUCUGGCCGCCUCUCGGUGCUGCAGCGGGCGCAGCUCGCUAACUCGCUCCUGCGCCGCCUCGACAACUCAAAGGCGCUGAUCCACCACUGGUGA